AUGGCAUCCCGAAUCCCGCCGCUGCUGGACCCCUACCUGCGGCUGCCGCCGGAGGCCUCGCUCGUGCUGCUGACGGGGGUGCUGGGGUCGACGACGAACUGGCUCGUGCAGCGGUACCUGCAGCGGCUGCUGGCGGCGUCCGCGCCGCCGCCGGAAGACGAGGCCGCCGCCGUCGUGCUCGCCAGCUUCCUGCGCGGCCACGCCUUCUGGCGCGACGGCGCCGCCCGGCUCGGCGUCGACCUCGACGCGCUCGCCGCCAGGGGCCGCUUCGUCUUCGUCGACGGCCUGACACGUCUGUUCCGCGACGCGGCCCCGUCGGGCGCCGCUAUCCCUCCCCCCUCCGCGUCCGAGCUACCCGCCGCUGCUGGCCCCACCGCCCAGCGCCGCGUCUUGUCCGCGCCCACGCUCCAGCGCCUGCGCCGAGAGCUCGACGACGCCGUGGCCCAGGUCCGCCGGACCGCCCCGGACCGCCCCGUCGUGCUGGUCGCCGACCAGCUCGACUUGCUGCUCGCCGCGUCCGGGGACGAGAUCUCGAGCGCGGCGCUCCGGGAGACGCUGCUCUCCGUUCGUGAGGGCGUGCACUCGUGCGUCGUCACCCUAGCCGCGGAUGAGCCGCUCAUGGCGGCGCAGACGACGUCUUUGGAGCAGCGGCACGCGGCGUUCGCCGUCGCCUUAGCUCAUGACGCGCACCUCGUCGUUAGCCUUAGGGGGCUCGAUACGGGCGCGGCGCGGGAUGUGAGCGGUGUCCUAAGGGUCACGCCAGGUGGCAGCCGCGACGACGCAGAUGGUGAGGUGGAAGAACGAGAGUUGCUCUAUUUUGUAGCUAGCGAUGGUGGACUGCGGGUCUCCGAGCGAAGCCGGUAA
Durotheca rogersii is the source of this 864-nucleotide messenger RNA. RefSeq lists its product as uncharacterized. Bases 1 to 864 code for a protein of 287 amino acids. Gene Ontology annotation, cellular component: elongator holoenzyme complex. Lineage: Eukaryota; Fungi; Ascomycota; Sordariomycetes; Xylariales; Xylariaceae. The record is from RefSeq and is a predicted model, not a curated record. Gene Ontology annotation, biological process: tRNA wobble uridine modification. The transcript has 2 exons.